Molecule: messenger RNA, 2361 nt
Organism: Pyricularia grisea
Lineage: Eukaryota; Fungi; Ascomycota; Sordariomycetes; Magnaporthales; Pyriculariaceae
Exons: 3
Coding region: 370-2274 (634 amino acids)
Cellular component (GO): cytoplasm; nucleus
Molecular function (GO): GTPase regulator activity
Source: RefSeq, a predicted model, not a curated record
GAUACGGCCAACCUACCACUUUAAUUAUCAGGUAUCCAAAUAACAGUAACUUUUUCCAAAUCAAUUGCAUCCUCAUGUUUUGUUUUCUCACUCAGAUUUUCCGAUGGAAACGUGAACUGUGUCUACUUAUACUUUGCGCUGUGACCUAGAUUAACUCAUCAAGGCCUGAACCCAGAGCCAACUGGACUCCCAUCUCUUCUAACCUGAACCGCGUUACAUGUGUGGAUAACAGGUGAGGUAGGUACCUAAGUGUCCACCUGCCACCUGCAACACCUCACUUCAGUAAAUGAGACCAGGCUACAGACAGACAGACAAAAAAAAAAAAAAAAAAACACAUUCACUGCAUCAUGGAAUUUCUCAAAAAUAGCAAUGGACGCCUUUCUCACAAGACUUGGCGCGCAAGCCAUGAACAUGGCCAUUCGGUCUGGCAUAGCUUUGACAUCAACUUAUGCAGUUCAGCAAUGUUCUCGGCUUCUCAAAACAGUUGAUGACAAGUCGAUCCGCGCAGAGCUGAAGUUGUUGCAGCAAGAACUCAACGAGAGGAUCAAAAUAAUUUCACCCGCCAUUGACUUGAUCGAGUUCAAAGCUGGAAGAGGCAACGUCUUCCUCGAGAACGCUGUUCCACUAGCAAAAGGCCUUCGGCGAAGCAUCGUUACUCUCGGUAAACGACUCGAAGAUGUCGCCUGCGCCGAGGAAGAGGCCCAAAAGCACGCCAGUGAUGCCAGGGCAAGACCACGGACGUCAGAGUCUCAGGCAGCAGAGCUACGCAGCAUAAUCAGCGAGAUGAAAACCCUCCUUGGUCGCAUCGAACGUGAUGCUCACAUGCUCCAGUUCGCCAUCAGCGCAUCCGGAGAGAACUUAUCAACUUCGUUACCUCCAGGUGUCUCGCCUUCUCGCCUGAUGCAGGCCAGCACCUUUUUGAGCAUUGGGGACACGCAGUUUGCCAGUGACCCAUAUAGGCCGGUUCAGAUAGGGCCUUCAUUCACCCUCUCACUUUAUCUGCUGUUCAUGGGCCAUAGCAAGACCGAGACGCGUGCGAGACCUGCGGAGAGCAAUGCAUUAUCACCUAUAGAUUCUGGUAAUCCUGUCAAUAAUACCACCAAUCAUGAGGAUGAGCCUUAUGGCUUCCAAGAGGGCGAGCGAAAACCAUUGUGGCAGGAGGUUGUGCACAAAGCCCGCGUCAGGCUUUGUCGUGUCCCCCCUGACUGGAAGUUUGAUCGUGAGAGGGGCUACAUUCCUCUACCAUCAACUCAUUCACCAUCGAGAGCUCAACAUGCACAUUCUAGCUAUUCAUACGCGGCCAAAAAUGAAUUCUCAUAUCAUCUGGAGAUAGUUGAAGACCUGGAUGAUGGCCGUCUGCAUGACGAGGAGGGCGGCUUCUUUGAUGAUAUGCCAAUGGCAGGAAUAAGAGAGUCGAUACCACUCCACCAACUUUCAAAGAUAUUCUACACUAACACGGGCAGAAUUCUGAAUAUUGGUCAGGAAUUGGCACCUGACAAUAACCCAGCCUUGCUACUGAAGCGAGACUCAACGGCACCUACUCCUAAACAAGUGAUUGGCGAUAUCUUAAAUAGUGUCGAGCAAACAGCAACGAACACGGACAAUGAGUUUGAAUACCAGAACGAAACGCGGUUAGACUCGCAAGCGGAGCUUGACUUGCAGAUUCUUCGGGAGAGUAGCGAGUCGUCCUCCGAAAAAGCACCAACUCCGUAUCACAAACCUCGAUCGGAUUCAACCCAGGCCCCGAAAAGCUCGUACAGUUUUCCCAAACACCUUGACCCGGAGUGGAUAGCCCUAGAAGUGUUCACAGAGCUCGACGAUGAGAGCAUCUCCUCCACCGAGUAUGAAUCGAGCGAAGACGACCAGGACUCGAGCACGAGCACAACCAAGAGCAGGCCCGACGUCAAGGGCAAACGCUCCUCACUUGACGCGAAACUCAUGCAACAAAUCAGAGACAUCUCUUUGCGUUCUGGUACAACGUCGCCACCGCACAGCGGUCGGGAGCUCAGGAACACGGUCAGCCCAGAGUCGUUCGCAACCAGGUCGCCCUUUGGCUCCAUCACGUCCUCACUAUCACUGCUAGAGAUGAUUAUCCGCCUGGCCAGCCUCCAGGAGUUCCAGCAGACAUCCCACCUGUCGAUCCCUGACCACAUUCUCACUUUCUUUUUGGAGGAGACGGCCACAACGGGUCUUUCGGGCGAGGACAAGUGGAAGGCUAGGAGUGAGGCCAAGAAGAAGGUUGGCUUUGAUCCAUACCAUGAUGCCACAAACUAGAACUAGAUUAUGUUGGACACUUUGAAGAGAAAUAACAUGUGCGCAUAGAACAAAUAUCACAAAACUGCUUUCCUUACCGCUUACGAC